Molecule: messenger RNA, 2253 nt
Organism: Menidia menidia (Atlantic silverside)
Lineage: Eukaryota; Metazoa; Chordata; Actinopteri; Atheriniformes; Atherinopsidae
Source: the annotation of a GenBank genome assembly
CGGCUCGGCUCGGCUGGGUGGGAGCGCAGUGCAGCGCCUCCUGGCUGAUGAAGUGCCUCUCCUCCUCCUCCUCCUCCUCCUCUCCUCCCGCCGCAUGCAGCGCGCCGGGCACCAUGUAUCCAAACACCUGGAUGUGUUCAAGGGAUGCCACCAGCUCCCGCUGCCCUUUUUACGGUCCCUCUUAAGUGGCGUCUUUUUUUGGGUUUCGGAACGCGAUAUCCUGGAUGUAUUUUCUCCGGACUGUGACGCGGAGUUGAGCGCAGCUCGGCGAAAACAUGUGGAGAGUGGUCGUGUCCUCUGGUGGGAGCACGGGAGCCAGAGACUGAACAGUUAUUGUGUUUAUUAUCUUUUUUUUUUUUUUGGGUGAAAAGGAGCCUUUUAGGAAACAGAGAGACGAGAUGGUAGAGAAUGGCUGCACCUGACCUUCUGGACCCAAAGGCCGCCGUCCACAACUCCAAGCCUCGACUGUCAUUUUCAGCCAAACCAGUGGUGCUGAACACUCCGGAGGAGGAGUGUGACACCCGGACUACUGUCAUGAGGUGGAAAACUGUGUCAGCCAUCUUUUUCCUGGUGGUGCUCUAUCUCAUCAUUGGCGCUACGGUGUUUAAGGCACUGGAGCAGCCUCAUGAGAGCUCCCAGAAACUGGCCAUUCUUGCUGAAAAACUGGAAUUCUUGGCCAUACACACCUGCGUAAACUCGUCUGAGCUGGAAGACCUGGUCAAGCAAGUGGUUUCUGCAGUUCGAUCAGGAGUGAAUCCAUCAGGGAAUCUGUCCAAUCAGACAAGCCUCUGGGACCUCAGUUCCUCCUUCUUCUUUGCGGGGACUGUAAUCACAACAAUCGGAUUUGGAAACAUAUCCCCUCAUACAGAAGGAGGAAGAAUCUUCUGCAUAAUCUAUGCUCUGCUGGGGAUUCCUCUGUUUGGGUUCUUGUUGGCUGGUGUUGGAGACCAGUUGGGGACUAUAUUUGGGAAGGGCAUCGCCAAAGUGGAAAAGAUGAUCGUGCCGCGGCAUGAGACAUCACAGAGCCGGGGAUCUGAGAAGUGGAAAGUCAGCCAGACAAAGAUCCGAGUCAUCUCCACGCUGCUCUUCAUUCUGUUUGGGUGCCUCAUCUUUGUGGCCCUUCCAGCUGUCAUCUUUAAGCACAUCGAGGGCUGGAGCACGCUCGAGUCCAUCUACUUUGUCGUCAUCACCCUCACCACCAUAGGCUUUGGAGACUUUGUUGCCGGAGAGAAAGGUCACUUGACUGAGGGUGGGACAGAACAUCUGGAGUAUCUCGACUACUACAAGCCCGUGGUGUGGUUCUGGAUCUUAGUGGGCUUGGCAUACUUUGCUGCAGUGCUUAGCAUGAUCGGAGAUUGGUUCAGGGUCAUCUCCAAGAAAACUAAAGAGGAGGUUGGGGAGUUCCGCGCGCACGCGGCUGAGUGGACGGCCAACGUAUCUGCGGAGUUCAAAGAGACCCGCAGGCGUCUCAGUGUUGACAUCUAUGACAAGUUCCAGCGGGCUGCGUCCAUCAAGCGCAAGCUGUCGUCUGAGCUGGGAAUCAACGCUUCCAUCAACCAGGAAAUGACCCCUGGCAAGCGGACGCUGUCAGCCAACCUGUGCGAGGACAGAGAGUCUUACCCAAACUUCACUCUCUCUCUCAGUCCCGUACCCGGGGCUCUGGCCAGAAACGGCAGCCUGUACCUGAACGGCCUCAGCCCAGACUACGCCGACCGGCGGGAGCUCGCCGUCAUUGAAAACUUCAAAUGAGGGCCAGCAUGAGGAUUAGAACCAGAGAACUGUUUAAGACUCACACAUGCAUCUGUGGUUAUUGAUUGAGCCUCACGAAAGGGUACCCAUGUGCAUUCAUUUAGUAGAUUGUGCUCUAGUGAUGUAAACACUCCUGCACAGAUCAAUCAUAAGGCUGUGCACAUUCGUGUGUGUGUUAAACUCUUGCACAUAAAAGCCUACUGGUUGUCUUUAGUCUGUGAAAGAGUCAUUUUGGACCUGCCAACAUGACUGCCAGCUGUAUCAGUGUUUGAGCCAAAGGGAAAGUACGGACUGCAGCAGACUGGAACAACUGAUUGUACGCGAGAAGUGAGUUGAACUAACUUUUUUGUGAGCCAGAAGGAAAUGGAAACCAGUGCUAAGGUGGCAGCACACUGGAUGUCGUCUUCUCAAAAAGUAUUCCCUCUAACUCAUACAUUCAUUGAAACGUAGGAAGCAAUAGAUGCAUCUGUGCUGAUCUCGGGUUGGACUUCUAGGGUUCCUGAA